CUCGACACGCUGAUGUUCGGUCACGGUUACAGAGCGCUCUGUGUCGCUCUGCUAGUGUCUGUAUCUUUAAUCAUUCUGCCGGUUGAGUCGGUCAACGAGCAGCGCGUUCACGUGAUCUCCGAGUCAAACGCCUCAGUCAUUCUAGCCGGAGAAUGGAUGGUCGAAUUCUACGCGCCUUGGUGUCCCGCUUGUAAGAAGUUCGAGCCCGUUUGGAGCGAGUUCGGAGAGUGGGCGAACGAGUUGAACGUUCACGUGGCCAAAGUCGAUGUCACAGCGGAAUCAGGUCUCAGUGGACGAUUUCUAGUAACUGCUCUGCCUACAAUAUAUCACAUCAAGGACAACGUGUUUCGUCUGUAUGCUGGUCGUAGGGCGAUGGACGAUUUGAUGGCGUUUGUUAAGGAGGAGAAAUGGCAAGAGGCCGAGGUCGUCCCCUGGUGGCGGUCGCCUUCUUCUGUUAUAAUGGUGUUGCUAGGAACAACGUUCAAAGUAUCAAUGACCCUUAGAGAUGUCCACCGUAUGAUGAUCGAGGAUUACGGGUUUCCAACUUGGGCUGCAUAUAGUCUUUUCGCAGUCUGCACAAUUGCAAUCGGUGUAAUUAUCGGCGCAUUGAUUGUCUUCAUGGCUGAUAUGGUGCUAGGCAGACAACGGAGCUCCAAAGAUGCUGUAGAAUUUAGUGAACAGACUUCAUUAAUUGAUAGUACUGAGAAGAGUAGUGACAAUCAAGCAGCAGAUGAUGAUGCUGCUGCGACUUCUGUAAUGCGGAGGAAAAAGACGACGGCGACAGAUUGAGACGCAUUGGUAUGUAGGCCAUUCUCUAUAGUUUGUGUUCGGUUGUGUCUAACCGUUGUAAACACGUAGUGGUUAGCAACGAAUUUUGUUCUGUUGUUGUGCUGAAUUUGUGGCAUGUUUAUCUUGCUGAUUGUAAAGGAGAUUUGAUUGAUACUUUAUUGCACAUCAUGUGGUUUUGACAUGGACAAAGUGAAUAAACCAUGGUG
Messenger RNA from Corticium candelabrum, 995 nucleotides. Its product is annotated as thioredoxin-related transmembrane protein 1-like. The record is from RefSeq and is a predicted model, not a curated record. The transcript has 7 exons. Lineage: Eukaryota; Metazoa; Porifera; Homoscleromorpha; Homosclerophorida; Plakinidae. Gene Ontology annotation, cellular component: endomembrane system. Bases 13 to 789 code for a protein of 258 amino acids. Gene Ontology annotation, molecular function: disulfide oxidoreductase activity.